GGUGGUCGAGCUGUAGUGUCUGAUAGGAUAACACUGGUGGUGGAGAACACGCGGUUCAUAGUAUCGCGGGAACUGUUUGCCACCCGAAAGGAUACAAUGCUUUACUCGAUGUUUCACUCGUCGCUAUCACUGACCAAAGCCAACGCAAAGGGAGAGUUCGAGUUCGAGGGCUUCUCCGCCACUGUUUUCAAAGCCAUUCUCGAGUACUUCAAGACAGGAGUCAUCAAAUGUCCCCCCAGUGUGACAGUGCCUGAACUGCGGGAGGCGUGCGACUACUUCCUCAUCCCCUUCGACGCCUCGACUAUUAAAUGCCAUAACUUGAGAGGACUACUUCAUGAGCUGAGCAAUGAAGGCGCCAGAAGUCAGUUCGAGAGGUUCCUCGAGGAACGCAUUUUGCCAGAAAUGGUGGUCUCCGCCCAACGCGGCGACAGAGAGAGUCAUAUCGUUAUUCUUCUCAACGACGAUGUCGUCGAUUGGGAUGAAGAAUAUCCGCCGCAAACCGGUGAAGAGUACUCUCAAAUCAUUUACUCGACUUCGAUGUACCGGUUCUUCAAGUAUAUCGAAAACCGUGACGUUUCUAAACAAGUACUCAAAGAAAGGGGAUUAAAGAAGAUUAGACUCGGAAUAGAAGGAUUUCCAACGCAUAAGGAGAAGAUCCGGCGCCGACCGGGAGAUCGUCGGCCAGAAGUGAUCUAUAACUACGUUCAGAGGCCUUUCAUCCGCAUGUCGUGGGAGAAGGAAGAGGCGAAGUCACGUCACGUGGACUUCCAGUGCGUCCGAUCGAAAUCAAUCACCAAUUUGUCUGUCGAUGGCGUCGAGAGUAUCGAACAGAGUGUCAACGAAAUGGUUAUGAAUGAAGCGGUCGGUGCUAUCGGUGGCGAUGGCGGCGCCGGUGGUGUCGCGGCUCUUCCUCCUCCACCGGCAACUCCCGGGCCUUUAGUCCAACAGUCGAUGCCAUCACAUGACGAGUCCAUAAGCAGUGCUCCAAAUGCCGAA
Messenger RNA from Oppiella nova, 996 nucleotides. Lineage: Eukaryota; Metazoa; Arthropoda; Arachnida; Sarcoptiformes; Oppiidae. The record is from the annotation of a GenBank genome assembly.